Molecule: messenger RNA, 870 nt
Organism: Dichomitus squalens LYAD-421 SS1
Lineage: Eukaryota; Fungi; Basidiomycota; Agaricomycetes; Polyporales; Polyporaceae
Exons: 3
Coding region: 81-548 (155 amino acids)
Source: RefSeq, a predicted model, not a curated record
ACGCACACUUUCUUGUAACAGAGACUUCUACUGCGCGAUCCUUUAGGUGCACAACAAUAUCCGCACCUUCUGCGAUCACCAUGGCCACACAGAACAAGAUUGAGUACACGGAGGACGUCAAAGCCGACCCCUUCACCCUGCCAGAGUACACAGUCCCUCAGCCGGACAGCGCUCCGUCUCCAGCACACUCCACUGUCGCCUCCCCACACGAGGAGAGAUAUCAGGAGACUGCUGACGACGAGUCUUCUGAUCCCGAAGAGCGCAGCUCGGAAACCCUCCAGUCCGAUGGUGGCAAAGCGCUGAAGAUGCUGGGGACGGGCGUUGUUGCGAUCGUCCUCCCACCGGUGCUCAUCGCCGGAGCAGCGGUCGCGUCGGUCGGCGUAAUGAUCUACGGCUGCGGGAAGCUUCUCGAGGGUAUUGGGAAGGGGCUCGCUGUGGGGCCCGAGACAGCAUACAAGGCGGGCGUGAAGCCGCAGGUGAAGAGGCUUAAGCGGGGUUUCGGGGUUGACGAUUCGAAGAAGGACGCUCGGGGACCGAUAUCCAUCUGAAGAAAUGGAUGUUGAAUACUUACCGCAGGCGCACGAGAAUGCGCGUUAUCCUGGCUGAAUUGUAGUAUCACGGUUCUGUAUGAAAGGAGGACGUCUACGACUGCAUGUAACUGGCUACGUAGCAUGCUGCGUAUACAUGUAUUCGAUUGACGGUGAAGCUCCCCAAACUCUGCACGUGGGCAGCUACGAAGUUGUAUAACUGCGCGUCGGCAACGGCACACUGUAGCUGAAGCGCCCUUCUGCAGGAUUCGGCGGAGCUUGUAAGGGGGAAAUGACCUAUCUUGAGGAUGUCGAGUGCUAGGAAGUAGUAUCCUGUCAUACU